UUGACAUUGGGAGUUUGAAAGUGGACAGAGACGCAGUGGGGUUUGUGUCUCCCAGGUUCCCGUCAGGGAAAUUUCACCGUUCAGCAACCUGAAAGUGACUACAGAAUUCUCCCGUGCCAUUUACAUCAGCACUGGAAAUACCGCGAGGAAACAAUGUAAAAGUCUCAGCAUGGGAGCGCGCAUGUUGUCGGAUCUUGCCGGUGAAUUUUUAUGAAGAAUAUUUCUUUUUUUAUGUUUUUCUUAUCUUUAUUAUUAUGAAUCAUGUUUUUGAAAACAGUCGCCUUAAGUGCUUGGACUUCAAGGAAUAAAAAGUAAUUGACGGAAUCAUUUAACAUGGAAUCAGUGGAUGAAUAAAUCAUAUUUCCGAUACUCGUAGACUGCAAUUUGCCCUGUUCAUUUAUCGUCAAAUUUGCUGAUGUCCGAUGGACCAAGCAUCUUCAUACAGUAAUAAACACGAACAGAGGAAUUGAUGAAGGAUUUACCGUUUCGGAUGAUUAUUAGACAGGGUUUGGAAAUCUCACAAUGAGGCUGAAAUCAUCAAGGUUAGGUUACCUAUUUCUUCAAUUCCUGACUCUGUGUUUUUACACUCAGAUGACCAUGCAGUCCAUCUCUAUGCCUAAUUUUAAGCACCAUGUAACGGAGCAGAGUCGUCUGUCAGACAGGAUGAGUCGGAGAUUAACAAGGACUUAUCAGCUAUAUAGCCGAACCAGCGGUAAACAUGUACAAGUCCUGGGUAAUAAGAGGGUCAACGCCAAUGGCGAGGAUGGAGAUAUUCAUGCAAAACUUGUUGUGGAAACGGACACAUUUGGUAGCCGGGUUCGAAUCAGAGGAGCAAAAACAGGAUACUAUAUUUGCAUGAACAAGAAAGGCAAGCUCAUUGGACGGAGGAAGGGCCGUGGCAGGGAUUGCAUAUUCACCGAGAUCGUUCUGGAAAAUAACUACACGGCUUUGCAGAAUGCCAAGUACAAAGGCUGGUAUAUGGCCUUUACACGCAAGGGUCGACCCAGGAAAGCCAUGCAGACCCGGCAGCACCAGAGAGAGGCCCACUUCAUGAAACGUCUUCCUCGAGGACACCUAUUAACAGAACAGAAGCCCUUUGAUUUAAUCCCAUAUCCCCUCAACAAGAGGACUAAGCACCAUCAGCGCGCAAGCGUUAAUUGAGGAAAGGGCAGUGUCUUAUAAUGGAGUGCUAUCUUAAUUUGAGUUUAUCUAAUCUUUGUGCAUCCAGAGUUUAAUGGACAUCACAGCAAAGCAAUGUUGUGUAUAAUUUAAGGAGUAUGUACAGAUGAAUGACUGUACUAGGAACAGUAUGUUCUGGGACAAUGACUAAACUCGUGACUGAACAGAGGACAAGUAAGCCUUGUAAUAAUGCAACACAUCUCUGGGAAUGAAACAAGACAGCAGUACAUACGACACAUAAACACUCUCAGAAAUGUGUGCAAAACUUUUUUGAAGAACAUCUUAAAUAUUUUCCAUUUAUUCAAUGGAAAAGUUCUAUAGUUCCAUCUGUUAAUAAUUACUCAACCUCAUAUUGUUCCAAAAGCCUGAUACCUUCGUUUAUCUUCAGAACACAACUAUAGAUAUUUUGGUCCCGAUUCUUUCAAAGUCCAGAGAGGUACCAAACACAGUGUCAAUACAGUCCAUGUGUCUUCUGGAUAUACUGCAGAUGCCCAAGCCACACAUGAGUUCAUCUGUUUGAAACAAAGCACAGGCUCAUCCGCAGUAUACAUCAUCUGUGUAACCACAAGCUAUACAAGUGCACAUACAGAGCAUACGUGUGCUAUACUGACACUGAGAAGAAGAACAUCCAACAAAAUAUAUUUAUUUGUGUUCUCAGGGGGUUUUGAAUGACAUGAGGGUAUAUUUAUUGACAGAAUUUUCAUUUUGGGGUGAACAACUCCUUUAUUUAACUACAGAUUCCACUGGAACCUCUAUAGUUAAGAGUAUCAGGUACCAAUAGGGUAUAUGUGGAAGUAUGCUAAAGGACUUUUAAUUUGUCAGUAGCCUGGGUUAAGUGAUUCCGGUGAACUGUAUCCAAUUACAAAAUCGGCGCAUUUAAGGUCUGUUUUCUUUCAUCCAAAAAUCUGCGAUCUCCACUGGCUGACUGAUAUCCGAUAUAAAGUGGGUCUCAGAUUGUACAAGAAGCACUGCAUUAAAUUACAUAUUUGCCCGCCAUGUCUUUAAAAUAUGAACAAUUAUUUUCCCCCAGCAUAUUCAAUGAAGCUUCUGCGCUAGCCUGUCGAUUCUGACGGGCAUGUGCGAGGCAUGUCUCGUUUUUGUCACGUUUUACGCUUGAGCAACUAAAUGAAUGCCAAAGUCUGUUUAACUAAUUGUAUUUAAAUUACAUUAUAACAUUGAUGCUGUAAAAGGAACUGUAUAAAAAUGAAAAGGCAGUAUGGGAAGAAACACUAGCAUAUACCCUAUAAGCACCUUCAGAGGUAGAUAAGGUGCUAAAUCAUCCCAGUGGAAAGGUAAACCUUCAAAUGUUUUGCACAUUAUUUUCUGACAGUGACCAUGGCAGCUACCUACUGAUGACCCCAAACAUAUGCAGAUACACACAGAUUCCACGAUGUGUAGGGAUAUUAUCAAAAGCAUCUUUAUUGUUUGUACAUGACUAUAUAUUUUUAUUGGAAGAUUGUAAGAUACUUAAACAAAUGGAAAUAUUUAUUUUAGAGCGUGUAUUAAAUUCAUGUAAAAGUAUUGAUUUAACAAGUUUUUUUAGGGUGUGAGAUUCAUUGACUCCCCGACGUCUUUUGUGGGCAAUUCGGACGGUGAUUGAUUCUCCUCCUUUGAGAUGCACUUCUAUGCUGCGUUUGCUUUGAAGGAGUCAGCGAUCAUUAGCUGACAGGUCGAAUUCUCCUUCUCUCAUAGAUCACGCUGUAUGUGUGUGGGCGCAUCAAGAACACGAGCACGACAAGUGUGGGUUAAAGUCGAAGGCCUUCAGGAACACAAGUCGGCCAAAUUGGGAGCCAGUUUCUUUCAGAGUCAGGCUUAUUCAGUUGACAACAACAGCAGCCUGAGAGAAACCUCAAGGGCAUGCUCGGGUCUAUUCAAGAGGUAUACCUCCAGGACCGUAUAGCUGUUGUUAUGUUUUUGGCCCAGCAGUCGAACUCCCAGAAAAAGAGGCCUGAGCCUCAGAUAACUGUGAGGCAAUAUCUGUGACAGGCCGGUCUCGAUUGAAUGUGCUCAGCAAGUGAGACUGGGCCUUUGAAUAGCUCGGGCCUUUCGCUUUAGAAGAGAUGAGGUCAACC
Molecule: messenger RNA, 3251 nt
Organism: Danio aesculapii
Lineage: Eukaryota; Metazoa; Chordata; Actinopteri; Cypriniformes; Danionidae
Gene: fgf8b
Product: fibroblast growth factor 8b
Exons: 5
Coding region: 523-1161 (212 amino acids)
Biological process (GO): heart morphogenesis; embryonic heart tube development; dorsal/ventral pattern formation
Cellular component (GO): cytoplasm
Molecular function (GO): type 1 fibroblast growth factor receptor binding; type 2 fibroblast growth factor receptor binding; growth factor activity
Source: RefSeq, a predicted model, not a curated record